GGCAGCUGCCUCCGGCGGGGCCGGAAAGGUGCCGUCGGCGCGCUCCCAGCCGCCGCCUGCCCUCAGCCUGACAGACAGCAGCUCGGAGGUCUCGGACUGCAGCGCCUCGGAAGAAGCGAAGCUCCUGUCGCUGCUGGAGCUGGGCGGGUUGAGCGGCGGCGGCAGCGACACGGAGUCCCCACCCAGCAGCAGCGCCCCUGCCCAGCCGGCCAGUGCCUCCGCCGAUGGCGUCUCCCCGCUGCCCGAGGACCUGUCGACGGGGGCCUCGCUGGCCAGCAGCCGCCUCCCCCUCAGCACCUCGCUGGCUUUCUCCGACCUCACCGAGGAGCUGCUGGACGCGGGAGUCGCCCGGGAGUUGGAGGAGCUGCGCUCCGAGAACGACUAUCUCAAGGAUGAGAUUGAGGAACUACGUGCAGAGAUGCUGGAGAUGAGAGAUGUCUACAUGGAAGAAGAUGUCUAUCAGCUACAGGAGCUAAGGCAACAACUGGAUCAAGCCAGUAAGACCUGUCGCAUCUUACAGUAUCGUUUGCGAAAAGCAGAGCGACGCAGCCUUCGUGUUGCCCAGACAGGCCAGGUGGAUGGAGAAUUCAUCCAUAGCCUUGAACAAGAUGUCAAGGUAGCCAAAGAUGUCUCUGCACGUCUCCAUAAUGAACUCGAAGCAGUGGAGAAAAAACGGAUUAAACUGGAGGAGGAAAAUGAAGACUUGCGCCAACGGCUCAUUGAGAGUGAUUUGGCUAAGCAAGUGUUACAGAAUGAGAUGGACAAGCUUAGAGAGAAUUCUUUAAAGAAAAGGGGAUCACGUUCUCUAGGGAAAACAGACAAGAAACCAUCUGUCCAGGAGGACAAUGCAGAUCUCAAAUGUCAGUUGCAUUUUGCUAAGGAGGAAUCUGCUCUAAUGUGUAAAAAGCUAUCCAAGUUAGCCAAAGAGAAUGACAGUAUGAAGGAUGAGCUGACAAAAUAUCAGUCCUUGUAUGGCGAUCUGGAAAGCUCUCUCUCCAUUGAAGAGUUGGCUGACUCGCCUCACUCUAGAGAAGCCGAACUGAAGGUCCACUUGAAACUUGUUGAAGAAGAAGCCAAUAUUCUGAGCCGUAAAAUAGUGGAGCUUGAGGUUGAAAAUCGAGGACUGAGGGCAGAGAUGGAUGACAUGAAGGGGCAGGGCGAUAAAGACCUUUUGGGACAAGAUAUCCAGUUGGCUUUCUCCAUGACAAACAAUGGAGACUCUGGGGAGAGUGUGGCAGAACUCAGGCGGCACUUGCAGUUUGUGGAAGAAGAGGCAGACCUGCUGAGGCGUUCAUUGAUGGAGCUGGAGGAACAGAAUAAGCUCCUCAUGAAUGAGCUCAAUAAGUACAAGUCAGAUCAUGAUCUGGAUAUCACUUUAUCUGAGGACAGCUGUUCCGUGAUCAGCGAGACCUCUCAAGAAGAACUGGCCACGGCCAAGGUCCAAAUCAGUGAGCUUAGUGGCAAAGUUAAGAAGCUGCAGUACGAGAACCGUGUGCUACUCUCCAACUUGCAACGUUGUGACCUUGCCUCUUGCCAUACCACCCGGCCCAUGCUGGAGACAGAUGCUGAAGCUGGUGAUUCGGCCUUGUGCAUCCCAACUUCGCUUUGGAAAGAAAUUCCUAAUGGGGGAGAAAAUGAUGCAAAGGAGAAAAUACCUAGCAAUGGCUUCAGCAAAACUCACGAAAGCAGCCCCAAUCAGCUUUUCAAAUGUAAAGACUUUGAGACCCUCCUUGACAUCCGAGAUCAGGCUGCUCUUGUCAGCAAAGCUAUCGACGUCCUGAUUUCUGAUGCCAAUGGCUUUACCUCUAACCUCAAACUCUGCAUGGACAAUGACUGUACACAGUUGGUUCUGAGUGAGGCAAUGGACAAUGAGAAUACUACAGACUCUAAGCUGAUCAAUGCUAUUUUGAUGCGGCUUGGAGUCCUGCAACAGGAGCUAAACACCUUUAUGAAAAAAGUGGACCAUAUUGGUGGCUGCAUGAAAGACCAGCAGGACUCCCUACCAGGUUCCAGCUCCCAGGACUCCACCAAAGAAGCUCUACGAAAAAGUCAUGGUGCUGAAUUCCAGCAGUCUGACUUUAGGGAGGCCCCAGACUGGGAUGUCGGGGAGAGCAGGCCCUCUGAUCUGUAUCGCAGUAGCAGCAGCAACACUGCCACCAUCAAUUCAGAAGCCAACAUGGGACUUGACCGGAGCUACAAGACAUACCAACGAGAAGAGAAGGAUUCUUACAUGUCUGAGAUCAAGGAACUACAACUAGUUCUUUCUGAAGCUAAUGAGAGUUUGAGGGGCCUACAGGAACAACUUUCCCAAGAAAGGCAGCUGAGGAAAGAGGAAGCAGAGAACUUCACACAGAAAGUCUGCCAGUUUCUUCCCGUGUUUCAUCAGCUAAAGGAUGAUCACCAGAAGGCUCUCCUGAGAAGAGAAUUUGAGCUGCAGAGCCUGAAUCUUCAGAGGAGGUUGGAGCAGAAGUUCUGGAGCCAGGAGAAGAACUUUCUGGUACAAGAAUCCCAACAGUUCAAGCAGAAUUUCCUGCUUCUUUUUAUGAAGCUCAAGUGGUUUCUGAAGCAUUGGAGGCAGGGGAAAACCUUGCAAAAUGAAUGCAGUGAUUUCUUGGAGGUGAAUAGCAUGAAAGAACUAUAUUUGCUGAUUGAAGAAGAAGAACUAAGCCCACAGCAGCAAGCUGAUAAUAAGACAUACACUGGAGAUUUUUGGUCUCAGAACAUGCCCAAUGAAUAUACCAAGACCUUGUCAGAUAUGAAGGUGAUCUUGAAGGAGCUAUGCACAGAACUACAGGAAGAGAGGAGAGGCAUGAACGAACUUCAGCAACAGUUUGCCAAAGCCAAAGCCACCUGGGAGAUGGAGAGAACUGAACUCAAGUGUCUUAUCACUCAGUUAGAAACUAAGACUGGGAAAGGUCCAGCAGAACGUGCUCUUUCUGAGUGGAAAACUGCUCUGAAGAGGGAACGGGAAGAGCAUCAGCAUCUCUUAGCUGAAUCAUAUAGUGCUGUUAUGGACCUGACCAAGCAACUUCAAAUCAAUGAGAAGAACUGGGACCAGGAAAAGCUGGAACUCUUGGACCAUUUUAAGGAUGAACAACAGCAGGCUGAGCAACAGGUGAAAGAACUGCAGAAUAAAAUUAACCAGCUUCAGAAAGGUGCCAACCGAUGGGCCUUAAAAGCCUCUGAAAUGGAGAAGCAUGGUGGUAGCUGGAAAGAGACCCUCAAUGAGAAAAUCACUGACAAAGAGACAGCUUCUGAAAUUGAUAUCAAAGGAAGUAAUUUAAAAAGGACAAAGUCAGUUUCCUCCAUGUCUGAAUUUGAAAGUUUGCUUGACUGCUCUCCUUAUCUUCCUGGCAAAAGCAGCACUGUGAUCAUAGACAAUACCCAUAACAGAAAGGGACCUGCAACUACACAGAAGUUGCCAGACCCUGCUGGGAUCAUUCCUGAGAACUUUGCUUGUGUGAACAGUAAGCAAUCUACACCCGAGAGCCUGGCCUCAGAGAAGCUGGAUGCUUCCCCUUGUGAAUGCAUUCAGACAAAUAACUUACCCACAUUGGAACAGACUCAGAAACAAAUGCAGAGGAGCUAUACGGCUCCAGACAAGACUGGGAUCCGCAUAUACUAUAGCCCACCUGUUGUCCGCAGGUUGGAAGCUCCUCUAGUGCACAACAGAGAGGAGAAGAUCAUGGUUGAGCCUGGUUUCUUAUUCACAAUGGCUAAGCCCAAGGAGGAGUCAGACAGCUCAGAAAACAUGUAUAGUCGGUGGUUGUGUAACUUCUCCAAGCAGCAUCGGGAAUUACUUGAUGGUAGCCCUGUUAGUGAGAAAGCCGUAACUCCGGUGUCCAAAUUCCCACCAUCUCUGCAUGGCCUUGAAAUUUCUGGCAACAUGAGUGAUGACAUGAAAGAAAUCACCAAUUGUGUUCGUCAGGCUAUUCGUUCCAGUUCCCUAGAAAGAAAGGUGAAGAGCACCUCUAGCCAGACAGUGGGAUUGGCCAAUGUUGGUACCCAGACUAUACAGACGGUCAGCAUUGGUUUGCAGACAGACAUACCCAGAGGAAGCAUCCAUAGUACUAAGAGCUGGUCUCCACGAAGCUCCUCCCUUGUGUCUGUGCGCACCAAGCAGAUUUCAACAUCUCUGGACAAAGUCCAUUCCAGGAUUGAACGGCCCUGUUGCUCUCCCAAAUAUGGUUCUCCCAAACUACAAAGAAGAUCAUCAUCUAAGCUGGAUAAUUCCAAGGAUCGAAGCUUAUGGAACCUCCAUCAGAGUAAGCAAAAUGGCUCAGCCUGGGCCCGGUCCACCACUACUAGAGACAGCCCAGUUCUAAACAACAUUAACGAUGGCUUGUCUAGCUUAUUCAAUGUUGUGGAGCAUUCUGGGAGCACCGAGUCGAUAUGGAAGCCAGGAUGCCAGGAAAGUAAAGCCAAGCCAGAAGCACCUAAAUAUGGUAUAGUGCAAGAGUUUUUCCGGAAUGUGUGUGGUAGAACUCAAAGUCCCACUUUGGUUCCUGACAAGAAAGACCCAGUUGGAGGGGACAACACUAACAAGAAGCCAGAACCUUCCUCAGCAAUGCUGCAGCUUUUGGAAAACACCUCCAAAAAACCUACAAAGCAGAGCUGCAAUGAGGAACCAAAGCUGUCCAGUCUAAGCCAAGGUGGCAAGGACAGAACCUUAAAGGAGAUUGAUGCUGUUUCUGCUACUAUUGCCAACGAGGAUAUUGCUUGUGAUUGCAGCUCUCAGUCGUUGACUUCCUGUUUUUCUCGGUCAUCGCGUUCAUCUGGCCGACAUUCCCCUUCUAAGUGCAAAUUGCAUCCCUCCGAUGGCAGCCGGGUGGAGGAGAAAAUAGGGCCCUCAAGUGAGUGAGAGGACUGCAACUGAUGAUGGAAGAACAACUCUGCCAUGAAGCUACCAAUCUCUUCGGCAGUUCUAGGACUGGCUGUUCCUGAGCCAGCCACAGCUAAGGAAUAAUGCUCUUUCAUGGUGGGAGCAAUAUCUUCUAUCUUCUUGUAGCUCAUUGAGAAGAUCUGCAAUACCGAACCUACAUGGCAUAGCCAGGGACAGAAUGAAAGCCUCUCUAGGUUGUGGGCUCUUGUCCCUGGAAACCUUUCUAUUCCUACCUGCCCCUUUGAGCAGUGAGAGCUGAAUGCUGUGCUGUGGUUCAUGACGUUGGAUGUUUGCGUGCCUGCGAGUGAGUUCUAUUUCCCUAUUCAAGGAGAUGCCUUUUUUUCCAUUUAGGAACAGCAUUAAGGGAAAAGGCAUUGGGGGAAUAUUAUGAGCUGGUGUAUUGUGCUGACUGCCUGCUUCGUCUGUAGGAAAGAAGGCACCAGAGAUUAAGAGAUGCUGCUUUCAAGGAUCAGAUGCUUAUACAGAGAGAGAGAGAAGGAGAGCAGACUGAGGAGAGGCUUUGCUUAGGAAUUCUGCUCUAAUAUAAGCUUGAAUAAGCAAGCUGAACGCAGAUCAAUUCUGUUUUGUCAUUAUAUCAGGAUGGAUAGCUAAACCUCAGGCAUGAUCAGCCUACAACACUAUUCAGCCUCGCAUCCAGCCUGCUAGAUACUGGCCAAUUUUAAUCUAGUGUAGUGAACACCAACAAUCACACCAGGUCUCAGUAAAAAAAAAAGGUGUGUGUGUGUGUUGGGGGGGGGGGAAGGAUCAGUACAUUUUAUUGUCCACUUUUAGCAAUCUGCAGUAAGCACCAGGGAAAACAUGGCACACCUUGUUUUCCUGACCCUAUGCAUCAGACUUCCCGUGACAACUGAAAACGGAGCUGGAUUUUAGGUAGUAGGUAUCUUCUUUCUAGUUUAGAACAAGUAUUGGCCACCGUUUCUGUGCUUGAAUGGCCAGAGUAUGGGUAAAUCUAGGAAAUUUAAAACCACGAAAUGCUGAAAUCUUCAUGUCUCCACUCUGCCUUAUUUCCCUACUGCAGGUGAUGGUGCUAUAGUUCUUAAAAGAAAUUAUUUCAAUCUUUUUCUUAUAAAAAUGCCAGUAUCUUUGUGAUCCACAGACUUCUGUGUUUUAAGGUGUGGGUAUGAGAGCUGAAUAAGCACAGGCCUGAUAAAACAUUCCAGAUUCUUGGGAAGACUGUGUGCAGCUAUUCACCUUAGCACAGAACAUCUCACAGUUGUCUUACCUAACACUCCGUUCACUAAACAACCUACUGCCUAGUAGAUUCUUACAUUCCUUUUCUGCAGAGGGUUAAGACAGAAGGGGAAAUAGUACUCCAAUUGAAUUUGUAGUACAGUCCUGUUAAUGCAGGCUCUUGUAAGUCUUUUUUAGGAUCCCUAAAACAAAAGGAAAUCACUUCGUGACCUCAGUACAGGUAGUUCUUGGUUAACAACUGUAAUUGGGAUUGAAAUCUCUUGCUAAGCAGUGUGCUGUAAAUAUCACAUGACAGUGCUGCUUAGCAACAGCAGUUCUGGCAGCCCCUAGUUACCAUUGUUAAGCAAGGAUCUCAUGUGAUCACAGCUUCCAGUCGGCUUCCCCAUUGACUUUGCUUGUGGGAAGCAGGAAAGGCAGGCUGCAAAUCAUGAACAUGUGAAUGGAUGAAACUUGCAACGUCAGAAAUCUGGGCAGGAUAAAGGCUGCACAGCAUACCAUAUGGAUUCUCUCUAGCCCCUUUAUUAAUAGUUCUGCUCCAAAUAGUUUGACUAGAGGAGGUCGGGGCAUUAGACUGGAGGGGUUGGCAACACGAGCUGUUGUGGCUGAAGAUGGGAAGCCACACAAUUCCUUUAAACAAAUACAUUUUAAAUAAGCAACUUAAGCUGCUCCCUCUCUCAUCAGGGCACAUUGGGGGAAUUUCAUCAACUGGUGCAACCAGCUCAUUUUCAAGCCCUACUGCUGGCUACUCACCCAACCAAAAUUGUUCUUACUAUGUUCCACUUUCAGAGAUUAGCCUAAAGUAGGGUAUACAGAAUCCUGAUUACUUUUGCGUAAUUUCUCUCUAGUGUUCCAAAUAGCCUGCAUAUAGGUCAAUGGCAAAUUUAGAAUAAAACUCUCUCUUGACUUGACAGCUAUUGCAAAUGGAACUUCUGAUUCGAAACAGUUUUUAAAAUGUGCUGUACUUCCCAAUUGCUUUCACAUGAAAAAGGACACAUUUGCUCAUUUUUUUUUUUUACAAAACUGCUCUCCGAUAAAGAUGUAGUCAAACUAUGAUUGGUUAGCCUAAAGAGAAGAUGGAAAAACAUUUUUUUUCUGGCUUUUCACAUUACUAAUUGAGAUUCAGCUUUGGGAAAUCUAAAACUAAGUUGCCUUUCAAAAUCCUUGCAGACACUUUCUAAUGCUCUUCUUCUAGAAGUUGUGCAAAUUUUGAAUGAUUUUCAAUACAUUGCUUCAUUUAUAUCUUGCACUUCAUGUUUUUUAUUUUUCACUACUGCAAAAAAAUGACUUUUGUCAUUUGCAUGACAAAAUUCAGGAGUUUUUAGUCCAGUUCACUGUCAAAAUAAUUAGAACUGUAGGAAUAAAAUGUCUCCACUAUCUUGUUAUUAAUGGGUUGCUUUGAGUGGGGGCAUGCCUGGUGAAUGUUUGCAGUCAUAAAAACCCACUCUAAAUUCUUUUGCAAUUUAACCUGGAUUUUGCAAGGUAUAAAUGAUGCUGAACAUAUUUAUUUAUUUUACCUAAUUUAUUCUCAAGUAGAACCCCAAGGGGAGGGUUGUGUAUUAGAAAGUAGGGCCUCUUUCUUAGCCCUUGGAGAACUCCGCCGAGCCAAUCUUCUGUCACCUCAGAGUUUCCAGGAUCACCCAUUCCAUUAUCCACAUCUUCUAAGCAUGUCUUCACUUCCAUAAAGGCUAGAAGUCUAUUGCACUGAACAUCCGUUUCAGCUGUAACCUUAAUAGGAAUACCAGACCACAGUCCAAAUAGGAGAAUGAAGGAGAUUAGUUCAUCAGCUGUUUGCCCCAUUUUGCAUUUCUCGCUGAGAAGCAGUCCCCUAAUAGUUAAAGUGGAAUGGUUGUGUAUCUUUCUACUUACAAAGUCAUUUAGGAGACUUGGAAUUCUUUGAGUUAGUUCUCAGAUAAUAUCAGUUGCUUUGGUUCUCCUGAAUGUUCUAAUCCAUUCUGUAAUUCUUUGCCCCUACCAAAUAUUAACCCAAAGAGAAGAAGACUCAAUUCACAAAGUAAUUUAGGAAGGGAUUGUUCUUCUGAGACUCCAUUAGGGAUAUCUAAAAAGGUUUUUGCUUAGUUUUUGCCCACUGAAUGAUGGCUACCUAUUCUUUUGCAGCUUACCUUCCUAUUUGGAUUCAAAGGUCCAGGUUGCUAUUCCUAAUUAAGAAAGUGCUGUAGAAAGCGUAACCUGCAGCUUCAGCUGUGAAUAUUUUCUCAGAAAUAAGUGGCUGUCGUGGAAUUUGCUUGUGGGCAAAUUUACUAUACUAUAGCUGAAGAUGAAAGAUGGAAACAAAAUAAGUUAGGAAAUUUGACAAUUUCGCACCAGGUAGCAUGACUCUUGAAUUCAAGCAGAAAAGUGAAAUUAACUUGGCUAAUCUGUUUGUAGCUGAUACCUUUAUUAUUUACAGGAGUCUGCCUGUGGCUUAGUCAGACUAGGAACAGAAGUAGUAGAAAAAGCUACAAACAAUCAAGUUUGUUUCAUCCCCACCCCACAUGCACCAGCCAUUAUCUGUCUUUAAGCAGAUAUUAAUCCUGACAUUUAUUUGGUAUUUAAAAGUAACUCUUCAAUCAUGCUUUCUAAUUGAACAGGUCAUGUUUUGAACAGUACUACAGCUGAGGAAUCCCUUAUAACACUGAAAGAGUUUCUUUAAAUAAUGGUAUACUCUAAAUUUACAUUAGGGUUGAUGAGCCAGGUAGAAGAUAACUAAAACAAAUAUACCUAUUUAAUUAUGGAUUUUCAGGUGUAGAACAGCUAGCCUCAAUCUUGCACAUCAGUGCAUAAACUCACAUUUUUCUCAGGGAAGGCAACCAACUGUUAAUAUCAAAGUGGGAGAUUCUUUCAAAAGACUAGAAAGGGUAUUGAGGGGAAUCCAAAUAAAAGUAACGCUGCCAAAUGCCUUUAAGUAUCUCCGGAUAAAAGUCAAUGUUAUUUGCAAAGGAUGCUGCAUGUCAUUGCCAGUUAAACAACAGUGAGGCUCAUGGGCAUCAUUUGGGGGAAGGGAGGGGGUCAAAGACGGGGCAAGGGAUUAAACUGCAAACAUUGCAAGCUAACACAUUUUCAUCAGACGUUGGCUUGCAAGCAUCAUCCCAGUGGAAUUUGCAUCAAUUGUGGCUUGCUAAAACUGUUGCUAGUAAGCAUGUAACACUCCCUAUGGAAAGGGAAACCACCAGCAUGAUGUUGCUUACACUCUUAUAGAAUCGGUUCCCAAUUUACCUUAAUUGCAUUCAAAUGCAAAAUAAUGUGAUGUUUUCUGUAUUUAACUUAAAACAUUAAUAGCUUGAGAUAUUCUUGGAUGAAUUUUUAUUGAGUACUAGACAGCCAAACCUGAAUAAUAGGCAGCUAAUGAAGAGUAGUGGGCCAAAAUGGAGGGAAAGGCAUCAGAGAAGAACUUCAAGUACACGAUCCUAUAUUCUCUGAUCACAUGAGACUCGGUAUAUUCAAGUCUUGAGAGCUACAGGCUUACAGCUCAACUUCAUUAGCUUCAAUACCAGUGAACAGUGAUCUGUACCUAGGUAGCUGAGGAAAAUUAUUUGGCAGGUUAGCAAGUUCCAUGCAAAUCUCAUGCCUACGGCCUUGUUCUUUACCUAUGCCCGGUUGAAGGUGUGUUCCAAUUGCUACUAGGAAUCUAAUGGCUUUUGACACCUAGGCUGUGCCAUCUUCACCAAGCGCCUACUGUUCCAGGAAAACAAAGAUACUGUCCACCUAGCUCUUAAUGUUGUUAUCCACAUACAGUAUUGGAUAGAGGCUGGGCCUGUUUUCACAUGAAGUACAGCACACAAAGCAGACACUAGCAACUAACCAAUAACAACCCAGCCUGGGUAGGUUUUCUAGGGCAGCCUCUUUCUCUUCGCUGCAUGAGUUUGUAAAUCGGGGUGGGCAAGGGAUGAAAUUUACAAUGAUUGCUAACUUGUGGUGUAAAUACUUCUUUUUGGGGGGUGGUUUUUAGUAUUUUCAUUGGGAACCCCUUCCUUUUUUACUUCUACUUUGGGGGUUGUUUUCUCUGUUUUUGUUUUCAUUUUUAUCGAUGCCUUUUAAUUAUUUGUAAAUUUUAAAAGUUUUGUCUUAUUUUGUAAAUAAUUGUUCUGAAUAUUUCCAAGUAUGGAGUUAAUGGAAACUGGGACAUUUUUGUCAUUUACAAGUAACAACCCUGUGCCUCAGACAAGAUUUGUUUAGCAUCCCUUUUGCCAAUAAAGUCUGAAU
This is a messenger RNA of Thamnophis sirtalis, 10294 nucleotides long. RefSeq names its product microtubule crosslinking factor 2 (gene MTCL2). The record is from RefSeq and is a predicted model, not a curated record. Gene Ontology annotation, biological process: insulin receptor signaling pathway; regulation of autophagy. Lineage: Eukaryota; Metazoa; Chordata; Lepidosauria; Squamata; Natricidae.